Messenger RNA from Paraphaeosphaeria sporulosa, 1413 nucleotides. RefSeq lists its product as uncharacterized. Gene Ontology annotation, biological process: NAD+ catabolic process; NADP+ catabolic process. NCBI's taxonomy places the organism in Eukaryota, Fungi, Ascomycota, Dothideomycetes, Pleosporales, Didymosphaeriaceae. Gene Ontology annotation, cellular component: cytosol. The record is from RefSeq and is a predicted model, not a curated record. The transcript has 3 exons. Gene Ontology annotation, molecular function: NADH pyrophosphatase activity. The coding region runs from base 158 to 1384 and encodes 408 amino acids.
UGUCGUCAAGAUAAACAGCCCGAGGUAGUGCGGUAUUCUUCGCAUCGCGUCCCUCCUUGCCCUUGUCUGUAGUAGUUCUGUCUUUCUUUCAAGUCAAGCUUCCAGCAUAUACAUCCGACCGAGGUCUGUCUCUAAAUUACCUAAAGGUACCGACGACAUGCCACUGCCGCAGCCCGACCUUCCUGAGCCUGCGCAUCCCGAGGUCGACAGCAUGCUCUCGCGAAAAUUUGGAAAGGAGAUUGCGAAUUAUUUCUCUGGCUCCCCUCUGAACCGUGUAUCCUUCCUCCGCCCCGACCACACUUUCCUCUCGCAAGCAAUCCGCCACCCCAGCACUAAAAUCCUCCUCUUCAACAAGCUCGAGCCCCUCGUCCACCCGCCCACCUCCAUAGCCACACAAAGCUUUGCCGACGUCACGUCUAUCGUCGGUUCGGACCCGUUCUCCAAGUCCGAGGCGGACACCAUCGCCGACUACAACUCGAGCACGUAUGUGCCGCAGAUAAUAUUUCUGGGCCUGGACGAGAGGCACGAGGGCCUAGUGUAUAAGGAGCACUACAAAGGCGUGCCGUGGUUCGCCGUCGACGUCACGCCCAAGGGCGCGCUGGCAGAGAACUUCGAGAAGCUGAUCCAGAAGGUGACGGCGGAGGGGAAGGAAUUCAGCAAGGGGCGCAUGCACUUGAGUCUGCCGCCGGAGGAAGCUGCGAUAUACGCCGAGGCGCGCCACCUGCUCGACUGGAACGCGAGGAACCCCUUCUGCGCCGCCUGCGGAUACCCUACGCUCUCGACACACGCGGGGUUCAAGCGGACGUGCCCGCCAGAGGAUAUCGCGCCUUCCGUGCUGAACCCGGUGCGGCCGCCGUGUGCUACCAGGACGGGCAUCUCGAACUUGUGCUUCCCCCGGACAGACCCCACUGUGAUCAUGGCCGUUGUCUCUGCAGACGGCCAGCGCAUGCUGCUUGGUCGCCAGAAGCGCUGGCCGCCACACUGGUACAGCACGCUUGCUGGAUUCCUUGAGCCCGCCGAGUCCGUGGAAGAAGCUGUGCGUCGCGAAGUGUGGGAAGAAAGUGGAGUACAUCUCGGACGUGUGGUGAUCCACUCUACGCAACCGUGGCCGUACCCUGCGAAUCUGAUGAUUGGCGCCAUUGGCCAGGCUAUUCCCGGAGGCGAAGAUAUCCAUCUAGGACACGAUGCAGAAUUGGAAGAUGCGAAGUGGUUCACCGCUGAUGAACUCAGGGAAGCGCUUAGAGUAGGUACGAGUGGCUUGGGAGAGGAGCCUGGACCGGAAUACAAGGAAGGCGGAUUGAGACUUCCGCCGGCAACGGCUAUUGCGCACCAGUUGGUGACUGCGGUUGCAAAUGGGUUUGCCAGCGGGGCACCUAUGAUAUAGACAUAGAUGGGUCAAUAGAAUUGUGUUUG